This is a messenger RNA of Manis pentadactyla (Chinese pangolin), 7105 nucleotides long. Its product is annotated as bromodomain adjacent to zinc finger domain protein 2B-like. The record is from RefSeq and is a predicted model, not a curated record. The transcript has 24 exons. Lineage: Eukaryota; Metazoa; Chordata; Mammalia; Pholidota; Manidae. The coding region runs from base 293 to 3979 and encodes 1228 amino acids.
CGGCUCCCGCUUCCGCGGAUCUGCGGUGGAGGGUCCCGAGCGGGCCCCGCUUCAGGGGUGAAGACGACAGCGACGGCCCUGCGGGCUGGAAGGACCCAGGAGGCUGGGCAGCAACUUUGGGAUGACUUGGGAGCCCACUCCACCAGGAGGAAAAUGCAUCCUGCGUGGGGUCCUGACACCUGCAGAUGGAGCUUUGCCAUGAUUUCUUCUGGAUGUUUUUGUAAAGAGAUUAUUUCUGUAGAGAAAUGCCACUUCAGCAUCAUAUACACAGUCAUAAAAUUCAUAUCAAGAAAUGGGACCAGUCAGUCUUCCCUGCAACCUGAGGCAAAGAGAAAAAAGUCACACCCUAGGAAUGCAGUGGUGUCCUUUGAAAGAAGAGGAUGCCAUUCCCCGUGUGAGGGCAAUGGAAGCUCAUGGGGGACGACCACCGGAUCCAGAGGGAGAGCGACCAGGAGAGGAUACCAGCGUGAGACAGCGGAGCGGUCGGCCUCCUGAUGUUGGCGGUGCUGAAUGUGUAGAUAACACAGAUGGCAAAUUGCUAAGACAACUGCAAGCUCAAGAAAAAGCCCAACAAGCAGCACAAAUAAAGCUUUUGAGAAAACUCCAAAAGCAGGAACAGGCUCACAUUGCCAAAGAAGCUAAAAAACAACAAGCAAUAAUGGCUGCUGAGGAGAAGCGACAGCAAAAAGAGCAGAUAAAGAUUAUGAAACAACAGGAAAGAAUUAAGAGAAUACAACAAAUCAGAAUGGAAAAAGAACUUCGAGCCCAGCAAAUUCUAGAGGUAGAAUUCGAAAGAAUUAAGAGAAUACAACAAAUCAGAAUGGAAAAAGAACUUCGAGCCCAGCAAAUUCUAGAGGAAAGAAUUAAGAGAAUACAACAAAUGAGAAUGGAAAAAGGUCUUCGAGCCCAGCAAAUUCUGGAGGCUAAGAGGAUAAAGAAGGAAGAAGCUGCAAAAGCCAAGUUAUUGGAGGCUGAGAAACGAGAACAGGAAAAAGAACGGUCGAAGCAAGAAAAACGUGAUGAGAAACGAUUAAAGAAAGAGCUUAAACUAGAGCAACGAAGAUUAGAAUUAGAAAUUGCAAAAGAACUAAAGAAGCCUAAUGAAGACAUGUGCUUAGCAGACCAAAAGCCUUUGCCAGAGUUGCCUCGUAUUCCAGGACUUGUCCUCUCUGGAAGUACAUUUUCAAACUGUCUCAUUGUGGUGCAGUUCUUACGAGUCUUCGGUAAAGCUUUAGGCUUUAAUGGGAAUACUGAUGUUCCAGACCUGAGUAUUCUUCAAGAGGGAUUGCUGAAUCUAGGGGACAGCAUGGCUGAGGUACAAGACCUGCUUGUGAGGCUCCUGUCAGCUGCUGUGUGUGAUCCAGGUCUAAUUACAGGAUACAAGGCCGAAACAGCUCUUGGAGAACAUUUGCUGAAUGUUGGUAUGAAUCGAGACAAUGUUUCCGAGAUCUUGCAGAUCUUUAUGGAGGCCCGUUGUGGACAGACUGAGCUCACCGAAAGCCUGAGGACCAAGGCUUUCCAGGCCCACACUCCGGCCCAGAAAGCCUCGGCGCUGGCCUUCCUGAUCAGUGAGCUGGCGUGCAGCAGGAGGGUGGUGAGUGAAAUUGACAAGAACACUGAUUAUAUGUCAAACUUGAGGAGAGAUAAAUGGAUGGUAGAAGGUAAACUCCGCAAGCUCCGAAUCAUUUAUGCUAAGAAAGCAGGCAAGAGAGACACUUCAGGUGGCAUCGAUCUUGGAGAAGAGCAGCACGCGUCGGCCACCCCCACAGCAGGAUGCAAGCGAAGAAGGAAGGGCGGCGACAGUGACGCUGAUGGCAACGAGGAGGAGGAGGAGGAGGAAGACAAGGAAGACAGAAAAGGAAAGAAAACCGAUGUCUGUGAAGAUGAGGAUGAAGGUGACCAAGCAGCAAGUGUUGAAGAGCUAGAAAGACAGAUUGAAAAGCUGAGUAAACAACAGAGUCAGUACAGAAGGGAGCUCUUCGAUGCGUCUCACUCUUUACGUUCAGUGAUGUUUGGCCAGGAUCGUUACAGACGUCGGUAUUGGAUUUUUCCCCAGUGUGGGGGGAUUUUUGUAGAAGGCAUGGAGAGCGCUGCAGGGCUGAAAGAAAUGGCAAAAGAAAGGAAAAAACGAAAAAAAGCAGAAAGCAUCCAGACCAAAGAAAUAUUUGAUACUUCUGACGACCCUUUAAAUUGUUCAAAUCCGGAUCAUUGUGAGCAAAAGGAAGAUCCUAACGAAAAAGAUAACAGAAAUCUAAUUCUUCAGAAUCCUGGCUCUUUUUCCAAAUUAAGCAAGCUUUUAGAAGUAGCUAAGGUGCCUCCUGAGUCAGAUGUAACGACCCCCAAACCAAAGAGCGGUGCAGAUGGGUGCGCACUGCCUCACCAGAACCGUGGGAGACACUCACCGGGCAGCAUGCAGCCAACGGUGACACAGAACGGCGUGGAAGAGACAGACUCGAAUCUGGUCAGUACCGGUUCAGGUGGUGCAGGCAAGGUCUACAGUCCUCUCCCCAGGGACCAGUUGUUACUGCCAAGAACACCUUGGGAGGACACUUCCCUUACCCAAGCCGAUGCGCCAGCUGCUUCUUCACCAACUCCUCGGGCCCAGCCGCCCUCUAAGUCACCUGCAGCUCUUGAAGUAGCCAAACCAGUAGAUUAUCCUAGUCCAAAGCCUAUUCCAGAAGAAAUGCAGUUUGGCUGGUGGAGCAUUACUGACCCAGAGGAUUUAAAAGCUUUGCUCAAAGUGCUACAUCCCAGAGGCAUAAGAGAAAAGGCAUUACAAAAACAAAUUCAGAAACACCUGGAUUACAUCACUCAAGCCUGCAUCGAGAAUAAGGAUGGUGGGCACCUAAAAGAGAUUUAUUUCUGCUCUCUUGCUUACUGCCUUGCUUAUUCACAAGUGAAUUUGUGUGUGUUAAAUGUACUUGUACGUGGUGCCCCUGGAAUUUCAUUCACAUUCUGGAAGAAAUCAUUGAGAGAUAAAGUGGAUUUUAAAAUAAAUUUCCUUUCAAAUAUAGUUACCAUUAUUGAAUUAAAUGAAAAUGAAGAAAACCCGGUAACUCGAGAUAUUGUGGAGAACUGGUCAGUAGAAGAACAAGCAAUGGAAGUGGAUUUGAGGAUUCUUCAACAGGUAGAAGAUCUGGAAAGGAGAGUCGCAUCAGCAAGUUUGCAAGUAAAGGGUUGGAUGUGUCCAGAACCGGCAUCAGAAAGGGAGGACUUGGUCUAUUUUGAACAUAAGUCAUUUUCUAACUUGUGCAAGGAGCACGAUGGAGAAUUUACUGACGAAGAAGAAAGCAGUGCGCGUGCACUAGAGCGGAAGAGCGACAACCCCCUAGAUAUAGCUGUAAGCAGGCUGUCUGAGUUGGAGCGAAACAUUGAAAGGAGGUAUCUGAAGAGCCCCUUAAGUACCACCGUUCAGAUCAAACUGGAUAAUGUGGGCACAGUUACUGGCCCUGCUCCUGCACCAUCCACUAGUGGUGAUGAUGACGGAAUUGAAGAGGAUAUUGUUCCCGGUCUCAGGGUGUGGCGAUGGGCAUUAUCAGAAGCUCGCAGUGCUGCCCAGGUGGCUCUGUGCAUUCAGCAGUUACAGAAAUCCAUAGCAUGGGAAAAAUCCAUUAUGAAAGCUGCAAGUUCACUGAAAAGGGGCCGCAAAAACAGAAAAAGGAAAAUAGAGGAAAACACCUGCGGUACUGGAGUAAAACAAGAACGCUGUACUCGUGGAAAGAAACUGAAACAGGACAACUCUGACCCGACUCUUGGCAGCCUUACUAAAAUGCAAACUCGUCUCAAUAAAGACAUGAAAAAAAGAAAAAUAGAAGAAAACACCUUCACUAACUUACCAAACCAGGAAAGCUUUAAUUCUGUAAAGAAAAGGAAGCAAGACCACUCUGACCUGACUCUUUCCAGGUAUAAUUUUUGUUCCCCUGUCCUAUAUAUUCAUAACAUCCCAUUGUAUUUGUUUAGAAACCUUCCACCAUACUAAAAGUGACUUUAUGACCGUUUGUGUAAAUAGGAAUUUUCCUAUGUAAAGUCCACUCUGUACUAUAAGUGUAUUCUUUCAUGUGUUUUUAUGAAUUAAUUUGCAUUGUCUUUACUUGGAAGAGAAUGAAAGCUCAUCUUUUCCUAAAGGUAGAUAACUAAAGCAUGGAUAGUGAUUUCAAACAUUACUUUCUCUUGUACCCUUACUGAAAUGGACAGUCAUGAAGAUGCACGGCCUUUUGUAGAACUGCCGGAGUGCAGCACACGGAGUCGUCUGCGUUUCCGCCUCAGGGAUGGAAGACACGUUUUUAUUAAAAGUGCGUAAGCAGCUUUAUAAUAACAUGUCUGGUAUCUGGGGGUCUCGUCAACAAGAAAUAAAGUGGUUAAACACACACACAGAGCAGUCUUUCAAGAAUGAUCAUUUUCUUUUAAACAAAUACAAUAUCCCUGAAAAAAGGAAAGCGUGGUGUGCAUAUUGGCUACUUUGGGCUGGUGUUUUCAUCACUGGUGGUACAUACUCAGCAGGAGCAGCUGGGCAGGAAGUAGUGGGCAUGGUAUGAAAAUGGCAGUUGGUCCAGUACUAAUUGUCACUGUACGUGUGGGUAUCAUUUGUUCUGUGACUGACUUGCACUCGAGGUGCCCUAGGGUGAGUGUAUCCUCAAGCCCCUGGCACGGUUCUCCUCAAAUAACCAAAGUCCUCCUAAGCCUCUGCUGCCACCCAACUACAGGUAUCCACAGCAUACUUUCAUUCGGAUGCACGAGGCCUUCGCCGUAACCGUCAUCAUUUCUGUCCUGGUUGCUCUGUAGAUUAUAGAUCCCGGGCCGACCCUCAAGUUUGUAUUUCGAUUGCCAUUCAAGUGGUAAUCAAUGAAUGAUGACCAAUGAGUGCUCUACUGUUAAACCCAGGAUAUCAUCCAUGGGAAAUAAUAUGUAGAGAAUAAAGUAAUAUUUAUUUAGUUGUUAACCAUAGUGCAAAUCAAGUGAAAGUUAUGUGUGGGUAUGGGGAUAUCUUGAACUCAGAAGAAUUAAGUUAUCAUAAAUGCACAGUGAUCUCUUUUCCUGGUUUCAACCUCAAAAUGAAAUUUGUUAAAAGCACUAAUUUUAAAAUGAGGGUAUCUAAUCUGCCUUUGGUACCUUAUGCACCCCCUCUGUUCUCCUUUUUCCAUUUCUUCCACCCCCAAUACCUUUUCAAAAUAUUUAAAAUCCUAUUCAUUUAGCCUCUCAUUAAACACAUCCUCAACAUGGAAAUCUGAUAUCAAUCAUUUACUCCUUAUUGUAAGUUUUCUUUGUGGGCUUCUUUCAACGUUAUUUUUAUCUUAAGUAUUUCCAUUUAAGAAAUGAAAGAAGUUUGUGUUGUUAAAAUAAUUCAAUUUCAACUGGAAGUUAAGGGAGGUAUUUAAGAGAAUCAAAAUUUUCCUUCCAGAGAAAUAUGACUGUCAUACAACACAGGGAAACUAGUAGAGCCUUAUCUACUAGGAAUUUCACUUCAAUAAGAUCUCUUAGGCUUGCUUGAGCCAUUUUAUAACUCUACCUUUAAAAAAAGACUUUUUUUUUUUGGUAUCACUAAUCUACAGUUACAUGAAGAACAUUAUGUUCACUAGGCUCCCCCCUUCACCAAGUCUUCCCCACACACCCCUUCACAGUCACUGUCCAUCAGCAUAGUAAGAUGCUGUAAAAUCACUACUUGUCUUCUCUGUUGUACAUCCCUCCCCUAGCCCCCCCCCCACUGCACAUGCUUAUUAUAAGGCCCCCUUUCUGUUUCACCACCCAUCCUCCCCAGUCCCUUUCCCUUUGGUUUCUGUUAGUCUGUUCGUGGGUUUUGUGAUUCUAUUGCUGUUUUGUUCCUUCAGUUUUUCUUUGCUCUUAUACUCCACAUAUGAGUGAAAUCGUUUGGUUCUUGUCUUCCUCUGCCUGGCUUAUUUCUCUAAGCAUAAUACCCUCUAGCUCCAUCCAUGUUACUGCAAAUGGUAGGAUUUGUUUUCUUCUUAUGGCUGAAUAAUAUUCCUUUGUGUAUAUGUACCACAUCAUCUUUAUCCAUUCAUCUUCUGAUGGACAUUUAGGUUGCUUCCAAUUCUUGGCUAUUGUAAAUAGUGCGAUAAACGUAGGGGUGCAUCUGUCUUAAAAAAAAGACAUUUUUUUUAAAACUUCAACUAUAUACAAUUGAGGUAAUUCCCCUAAUUUCCUUGAGCCCUUCAAUUUCCUUCCCCCAUAUAUAGAUAACUUUAAUGUCUUCCCAGUCAACCUUUUAUAUAUUUGUUUAGCCACAUGUAUCUUUAAAAAUAUGUAGUGUGAAAUGCUGGGCAUAGAAGUCACAGGGCAUAAAUCUGUAAAGAAGUAAAAAGCUAACCUUUUCAAGGAAUAUUGCUUCUCUCUCACUUACCAACUUUACAUUUCCCUGUAUGGCCCCGGAAGAUGACUGGUUAGCCAGAGACGGGUAAGAUUCCUCAAGGGAGGAACAACCUAAGACAGGCACAGUCGCCGGGGGGCCAUCAGGUGAGAAAUUGGGGAUCAACAGAGGUGAGGCUUAGAACCUCACCCCCCGUUUUGAGAGAAAUCUGCAUCCGUGGAUGUUUUGUUGCCCUUGUCUAGCUUGGAUUAAUAUUUAGUCUAUAGGCACAGACCUGAUCAUCUACAUUUGCCCUCUUACAGCACUGAACUGUGUUUUCCACCUUUAUCUUGCAUCUACCUACCACUUCAGCAUUUUAUUAAAAAAAGAAGAAGGGAGAAAUGUGGGAUUCACAUAUAAAUGAAGUAUAAAAAUCAAUCGAAUAAUCAUAUCUGACUUGAUUGUUUAUAGUUCAUGAUGCGUGAUGAAAACUGAAAGUUUGUGUGAUAUGACUGCCCUUGCACACUGUUCACCAUGUAAGAACUUAUUCACUAUGUAAGAACUUGUUCACCAUGUAAGAACUUGUUCGUUAUGCUUCAGAAGAUUGGAGACUUUUGAGAAUUAGGCUUGGGGUUAAUCAAUGAUUGUGCAUUGAGUCCCCUAUACAGAAUUUUAUUGUUAACAACCAUUUGAUCAAUAAAUGAGAGAUGCCCUCUCAAAAAAAAAAAUAAAUAGUGUCAGUACCAAAUGAUUUCCCUCAUUUGUGGAGUAUAACAACGAAGCAAAACUGAAGGAACAAAAGAC